Molecule: messenger RNA, 1575 nt
Organism: Penicillium canariense
Lineage: Eukaryota; Fungi; Ascomycota; Eurotiomycetes; Eurotiales; Aspergillaceae
Product: cytochrome P450
Exons: 2
Coding region: 1-1575 (524 amino acids)
Molecular function (GO): monooxygenase activity; iron ion binding; heme binding
Source: RefSeq, a predicted model, not a curated record
AUGGCCCUUUUAAGCCUGUUGGUAUCACCGGUGACCGUCGCCAUCGCCCUACCACUAUGGUUUAUCUUCUAUUAUGCGGUACCAUACUUCACAACAUACCGAGAACUUUCUCAUGUCCCAGGACCACUUAUAGCCAAGUUCAGCAAUGUUUGGGUUGGCCUAAGUGCACGUCGGGGACGGAAGUUUGCCGCCGUGGACGCGGCCCAUCGCAAGUAUGGGAAGGUCGUCCGCAUAGGAUUCAAUCAUGUAUCCAUUGCAGAUGAGCGGGGGUUGAAUAUUGUGUAUGGUCACGGAAAUGGAUUUCUCAAGGAUCAUUACUAUGAAGCAUUUAUAGCCAAGACACCAGGGAUGUUCAAUGUCCGCGAUCGUGCAGAGCAUACGCGCAAGCGCAAGAUCAUAUCACAUGCCUUUUCUCCAAGAUCAGUCGCUGAAUUUGAGCCCCAUAUGGCGGCUAAUCUUCAACGAUGGGUGAAACAAUUGGACCACAUUGCUGCCUCUCCGUCGUCCAUUACACCCAACGACGGAUUUUCCCGCUAUAAUGCAAUGCCUUGGUUUAGCUAUCUCGCAUUCGAUAUUAUCGGUGAUUUAGCAUUCGGGUUACCCUUCGGAAUGGUUGAUAAAGGCAAAGACGAGACUGAGUCUCAGCUGGUGGUCGGAGGACCUGUUUCGUAUACCCCGGCAGUGGAAGUACUCAAUCGGCGAGGAGAAAUAUCCUCGACUCUAGGCCUUCUGCCCGCUUUACGGCCAAUUGCACGAUAUUUGCCUGACCCUUUCUUCAGAAAGGGCAUUGCGGCAGUCGAGAACCUAACCGGCAUCGCGGUCGCAGCGGUCGCGUCGCGGCUAGAUGCGGCGGAAAAGGGCAUCGUUGACAACCGCAACGAUAUUCUCUCGCGCUUGCUACAAGCGAAGGAUGCUCACGGUCAACCAAUGGGGCGGGCAGAGCUUACAGCAGAAGCACUUACACAACUGAUCGCCGGCUCCGACACAAUAUCUAACACGGCCUGCGCCGUUUUCUAUUGGAUUCUUCAUGGAGAGAGACAGGCACCAAAUUCUAUUGUCCCAAGACUACAACAAGAGCUGGAUGGGGCAAUUGAUUCUCACACGGAGAUCGCCAACUAUUCGAAAGUCAGAGAGUUGCCGUUCCUGCGUCGCUGCAUUGAUGAGGGCAUGCGACUGCAUUCCACUUCUGCGAUUGGUUUGCCACGAAUUGUCGCCGCCCCUGGACCCGGUGUCGAUUUUGAUAGGUUUCAUUUCCCUCCUGGAACUGUACUGUCGGUUCCGUCGUAUACCAUUCACCAUAUGGCGGAGAUCUGGGGAGAGGACGUGGAAGAGUUCAAGCCAGAUCGCUGGCUGAAACUGACCCCACGACAGAAGCUUUGCUUUAAUCCAUUUUCAUACGGUCCGCGAGCCUGCGUUGGCCAAAAUGUCGCCAUCAUGGAGUUGCAGCUAAUUAUUGGAACCUUGUUUCAUCGCUAUGAGUUUGCGUUAUAUCAGUCCGUGCUGGAAUCACACGAAGGAUUUUCGAAGAAGCCAAAAGAUUGUUAUGCAGGCAUCAAGCUGAGAAGCCGGAGCUAA